This is a messenger RNA of Glycine soja, 1703 nucleotides long. RefSeq names its product LOB domain-containing protein 36-like. Bases 325 to 1251 code for a protein of 308 amino acids. NCBI's taxonomy places the organism in Eukaryota, Viridiplantae, Streptophyta, Magnoliopsida, Fabales, Fabaceae. The record is from RefSeq and is a predicted model, not a curated record. The transcript is spliced from 3 exons.
CCCCUCUCUUCUCUUUCGUUUCGUCUUCGUUGUUUCUCUCUCUCAUUUCUCAGCCAUCACAGCCUCGUCUCAAUUUCUAUCUUCCUUUGCGCCGCUCCAUCUAAUCACAGAUCGCAAAAAUCAAAAUCAGGUACUGCAGGGUUGUGAAAGCUAGAUACUAAUUAGAUCGCUGAUUCGAAGAAAGAGAAACAAACCAUAGUACUAGUACUCUUUUUUAUUAGAGAUUUCAUCUAAUAUAAUAUGGUUUCACGAUUUAAUUAAUCGCAGAAGCUGCCUUGGUGUGUGAGGGACGAGAGAAAGAGAAAAGGAGAGAGAUCGGAAAAGAUGUCAUCAUCAUCGAAUUCGCCGUGCGCGGCGUGCAAGUUUCUGAGGCGAAAGUGCACACAGGAGUGCGUGUUCGCGCCGUACUUUCCGCCGGACAAUCCUCAGAGGUUCGCUUACGUACACAAGGUUUUCGGCGCCAGCAACGUGGCGAAGCUGCUCAACGAGCUCAGUGCGGCGCAGCGAGACGACGCCGUUAAGUCCCUCGCGUACGAGGCCGAGGCUCGUCUCCGGGACCCCGUCUACGGCUGCGUGGGCCUCAUCUCCGUCCUCCAGCACAAGCUCCGGCAGAUCCAGGUCGAACUCAGCAAUGCAAAGAAAGAACUCGCAAAUUAUAUUGGUCCCCAAGCACUACAAGGAAUUCCCGCUCCCAUGCUCCAACAACACCCUAACAACCCUUUUCCCGGUGCCAUGUAUGGGAACAUGCCGACUGCGACGGCCUCCGUUCACGGCGGGCAGUUGGUGAUUCGCGACGCGCAGCCGGUGCCUCACCACCACCACCAUCACCAGCAGCAGAUCUUGGAGGCGCAACAGUUGGCUGCUGCUGUGGCGGCGAGGGAACAGCAAGAGAUGUUCAGAAGUUAUGAACACCAACAGCAGCAGGAGUUUCUACGGUUCAGUGGUGGUGGGUUCGAUAUGGGUUCGGCUUCUUCUGCUGGUGGGUUCAGCCAGGUGUCCCCAGCUGCUGGUUCUGCUGAUCAGUUGUCUCCUUCUUUGGCUUUGGGAUCAUUCGAUAACGCUUACCACAUGCAACAGCAACCACAGCAAGGGGAACCUCACCACCAUCAUCAUCCUCAUCACAUUCCUCUUGCGGCUCAGCUACUUCUCCCUCCGCAGCAGAAGCAACAAACCCAUCAUGAGUCACAACUUCCCCUUCACCGGCAACAUUCUGAGAGCGAGGAGUGUAGGAGUGUUGGUCCAUCUUGUUGAUUUUCCAAUUUUGCAGCUCUGCGCCUUUUGUGUUUUUGAGUCCAACAAUUUUCACCCUAGUUCUUACCUGCCGGAUACAAACGGAUAACAAAGAGAGAGAGAGAGACAGAGGGGUCAAUGAAGCGCACGUGCGAGAGCUAGAUUCAUUAAUCCGCUUCGGUUUGCUUGGCUUUGAAAGGAGACAACCAAGCUAGCUAGAGACAAUUGCAAAAGUAAGAUCUUCACCGAUCUUGAAGAUCUGCUGUUCCUUUUUGUUUCCUCUUAAACAAAAUUAAAAGCAGUAGCUACAUUUUACCUAUUUUCUUUUCGUCAAAAACUAAAUUGUAAAUCAGAAUUCAGAAUGCUUUUAAAACCCUUAAAUCUGUCGUGUUUGUCAAUUCAUCCGUGUUUAGAUUAGUAUAUGUGAUUUACAUUUGAUCAAAAUUUUACAUCACGGUACACCAAUAUAGCAA